Messenger RNA from Rhopalosiphum maidis (corn leaf aphid), 2396 nucleotides. Its product is annotated as G-protein coupled receptor moody. NCBI's taxonomy places the organism in Eukaryota, Metazoa, Arthropoda, Insecta, Hemiptera, Aphididae. The record is from RefSeq and is a predicted model, not a curated record. Bases 251 to 1702 code for a protein of 483 amino acids. Gene Ontology annotation, biological process: G protein-coupled receptor signaling pathway. The transcript has 5 exons. Gene Ontology annotation, cellular component: membrane. Gene Ontology annotation, molecular function: G protein-coupled receptor activity.
ACACAUCAAUCGCGAUGUUUUUCCUUGGUACUCUUAUAUUAAAUUACUACGAUAAUUGUUUUGUUAUUAUAAUCAAACAUUUCAUGAAAAGUCAUACAUUAUUUUGUAUUCUAUCAAAAUAUACCGAAUCUAAAAUACAAUUUUCUUAAGUGCAAUACAAUUAAAUACCUUUUAUGAGUCCCACGACGUUAUCAUGAAACCUUAUCGUUUGCUAAACGUUAUGUCUUAAUGACUUGAAUUUAAACCCGCAAUGAUCAGAGACUGGGCUAUGCAUCGAUUUUUCACAAACAAUGGUCUAACAGACAAAAACCGUAGUUUGGAUGAUUAUCAUCGGGAGAAUGUGUCGGAAGUUGCUAACAACCACGACUGGCAAAAUGAAUUGGAGACAGAACUGUUUCAAGGAUAUUCGCCUGCCCUCUUAACGUUUGCUAGUAUAUGCUGUGUAAUUUAUAUGAUGGUUGGUGUGCCUGGAAAUCUUAUCACCAUCAUUGCCUUGUUUAGAUGCAAAAAGGUGCGCAACGCAACAGCCGUAUUCAUCAUCAACCUCAGCGUAUCAGAUUUGAGUUUUUGUUGCUUCAACUUACCUCUGGCUGCCUCUACGUUCUGGUAUAGAUCGUGGAUACACGGUCAGUUGCUUUGCCGUCUCUUCCCAUUAGUCAGAUAUGGGUUAUUAGCCGUAUCCCUAUUUACCAUUCUGGCUAUAACCAUAAAUCGAUACAUCAUGAUUGGACAUCCAUCGCUCUACCCAAAGAUGUAUAAGAAAUUCUAUUUGGGCGUUAUGGUUACGGUCACAUGGGUAGGUGGUUUUGGGUUACUAGUUCCAACGUGGCUUGGAAAAUGGGGCCAAUUCGGUUUAGAUGUGACCGUUGGCUCGUGCUCCAUACUUCCAGACUCUGUCGGUCGGUCGCCGAAGGAAAUCCUUUUCAUGGGUGCAUUUGUGGUGCCUUGCUUGUCUAUUGUGGUGUGUUACGCUCGAAUUUUCUAUAUCGUCCGAAAAACAGCUCUCAAGUCACGGGCUACAGUAACAACUAAUCCACGUAACACGAUGAAUUCCAAUCCAUCGGACACUACACCCUAUUACACUCUUAAGACCCGCUUUAAGGUGCCCGAGAUAUCCACAGACUCGGCCAUCGGGUCCAGUACAGCUACCGGAACGUGCUCCACUACCGACUCGAAGGAACAAAAUUUCCUUUCCCCGCAUGACAUUAUCGCCGAUCCAAGUUCGUCAGGACUCGAAGACAGUUAUUCACCGAUAUCCUUUUCUGAUCGCAGGAGUACCAGACGACGUGACCGUUCACCAUCAUCCGCACUGAACGCCACUAUCACUCAAGUCGUAUCAGCUGUUUUUCAGACAAAAGAGGACUCCUCUCCAAGAACACGCAAACAGAGCGCAAUUGGUGUUGACAGGAUGUCGUCGAAAGACAAGAAGCUGCUAAAAAUGAUCCUUGUUAUAUUUAUAUCAUUUGUCACGUGCUAUUUGCCAAUCACCAUUAGCAAGACAUCACAUGAACUGGACGACUUGCACGUUCUAAACAUAACUGCAUAUGUCCUAAUAUAUUUAACUACGUGCAUCAAUCCAAUUAUUUAUGUAGUCAUGAGCUCAGAGUACCGUCAAGCGUACAAGAACCUGUUGAUGUGCAAAAGUUCACUGGAACAACAGCAGACCCACAGAGGAGUGACUAAAAAACUGUCUGGUCCAUAAGCAUAAGUUUACAAUUAGAUUAAAAUAAGAAUAUUUUUAAAAUGUAAAGCGUACAUGGUAAGAUUAUUAACUUAGAGGUUACACCUAAUAUAACCAUACCGUUCUAUGUUUAUACCAAUGUAUUACAUUCUCCGGUAUAUCAUUAGUAUAUCCAUCGUGUCGAUAAAUAUUAUCACUGCCUUGAAUAGAUAGUUUUGUUACUAAAAUAAACAAUUACUAAACAAUUAUAAUAGGACAUAGACAUACAUGUUGUGGUUUACCUCAAAAAUGUAACUACAAAGCUAUAUUUCAGUAAAAAAUAAAACAUACCAAACGUAUUUUUACUAACAGACAAAUUUUGCCAUCUACAUUAAUACCUUAAAAUGCGCUAGGGCAGAAACAUAAUCGUACACAAACGAACGUAUUAUUUAACGAGGAACCUACCCUUAGAAAGUUACACAUUUUGUAAAAUAUACCCUAGUACCAAUGUACAUAAUGUACAUUUUGGCGAUAUCCAUUCAACGUUUAUCGGUCAAUAUCUCUAAAUAUUAAGAUAAUCGUACAAUUUUUAGUUACUCAGUUUUUUAUUUUUAUUCGUCACAAAAUCAUCCUCCAUCACUCUAUGCGUACCUAAUAAAUAUCAUCACCUUACAGUUUUAAAAUUAUAACGCACAGCCGUACAGGUAAUUUAUUAUUUAAAUAUCGAACAAAAUGG